Molecule: messenger RNA, 6929 nt
Organism: Calypte anna (Anna's hummingbird)
Lineage: Eukaryota; Metazoa; Chordata; Aves; Apodiformes; Trochilidae
Gene: FGD5
Product: FYVE, RhoGEF and PH domain containing 5
Exons: 21
Coding region: 115-4881 (1588 amino acids)
Cellular component (GO): cytoplasm
Molecular function (GO): metal ion binding; guanyl-nucleotide exchange factor activity
Source: RefSeq, a predicted model, not a curated record
GCCGCCCCCCGCGCACCGCUGCCCCGCGGGGUGUAGGGCCGCGCGCGUUCGCGAGGGGCGAAGGCGGCGGCGCCCCCCGGGACCAUGCGGUGAGCGGCAGAGUGUCGGUGGAAGAUGAACGACGCCGAAAUCACAAAGCCACCACUAGCACCAAAACCAAAGAUUAUCAUCAGUCAUCUUUCUCCAGUAGCUGCCUCCAAAUUUUCUCCUUCACUGCCAAGGGCUGAUAUUCUUCACAACCCAAACUCUAUGUCUAGGGGUCCCAAACCACCUAUUGCCCCAAAGCCAAAAUUCCCAGCUGACACUGAGGGCAAAUCCAGUGUUUAUACCAACAAUAACUUAAAUAAAUGCUCAAAUGGCAAAGUGGUAUGUCUUGAUGGAGAGCUGUAUGAAAGAAACCAAUGCAACGCUGACUGCCCAGACUCUGAAUCCAGUAAUGAAUACAUUGUCUUUCCUGAAGCUCAGCUGACCAGUAAGGACUGUAAUGACUUGGAACAUGAGCAUGAUCAGAACCUCGAUUCCUCUCUGGAAAAUGAAGUCUCAGAAACUUCAGAAGGGGUAGAGAAGGCAAAGGAUAACACCGCUAAUGACGAGGAUACCAGAAAUCGAGAAGUCACUGAAGAUAAACUCCAUAACGCUUCAGAUAUUGCUGAACCAAUGGAACCAGACUCUGAAGAGUCAACCAGAGACUAUGACCUGUCUGAAGAACCUUAUGAUGAGUCCUCAGAUGCCCCUGAUGGAGAUGAUGAUGCUUCCAAGAAUUUAGGUGAAGAUGAGCAUGUUGCUGAUUGUACUGAAACAAAAAACAAUGAGGAAACUUCUGAUAACCUGGAACUGGUUAAGGACAGGAGUGAUUGUAAGACUGAAAGCAGUAUCAUUUUGAAUACAGAUGAGGAAGUAAUAGGUGACAUCUGCGAAGAUACCAUUGUAAUGCCACUGCCCACAGAUGAAUCAGUCCCAAAUUGUGAGAAGGCAGGGAUGGAGGAGGAGGAACUGCCAGGGAUUUUAGAGAAGGGACAUGGGUGUUUUGCACAUGAUGGUGACCACAGUGCACAUGCAGACCUUGAUUUGAACAUAGAAGGCGAGUUAGAAACAAACUGUGCAAGCCCUGUCAUGUUGCCCAAGGAGAUCAGCAAAGAAACAGGUUUUGACUUAGGACCAUGUGAAGAUGAACCCAAUAUUGAAAAUUGUUUGGGAGAGUCCAGCCCUCAAACAGCAGCUGAAGAGGAGGAAGCAGAUCCAGAUGAUCACAAGAAUUCAGAUACCAGUGAAAGCUGCCAGAUCACAGAGAGGAGAGGUGAGGAGAAGACAGAGGUAGCCUGUGAAGCAAGCAGAGACUCUGAGGAAGGCGAAGAGGAAGCUGUGAAUGCAGAGAAUAUGGAAGACAGCUGUCAAAUUGCUGCUUAUGAGAAUGAAUGUGGUGAGGAAAAACCCUUGGAACGUUCAUGGGUUCUUGAGAAUCUUCAAAAAGAAGGGGCCUCUCUGGAAGACGAUGUGAUUUCUGAGAGUUUACCUAGUAGUCAAGGGAUAGAGCCAGAGCUGGAAGAUGAGACUGUUGAAGAGCUUAGUGAAAGUACUGUGGAAACCUCUAAGUCAGAUGAGCUGGAACUUGGAGACGGUGAGGUGGAAGGCAACAGCCUCAGCAAAAGCAUCCCAAGUCCGCCUCAACAGGUACCACUUGAGGAAGAAUUAGAAGUCUAUAAGCAUGGCAAAAUUAAUGUAGAAACUGGCAUCAAACAUGUCUUGCAUAAAAAUCUAUCAGUCCCUGAAGUGGUCAUUGUACCUGAAGAAUCAAAGGAAAGAGAAACUAGCAGGGAUUCUCUAGAUGAUCCUUAUGUGCUUCCUGCAGAAAAUGAAAUUGCUUAUGAUUGGCAGACUGAUUUAGGAGCUGAUCACAGUAAAAGGGAUGAAUUAGGCAUGUAUGGUGAAAACAACUUGCUGCCCACUGAUUGUAAAAGCACUGUCACUAGAACACGGUCACUCUCUGGGAAAAUGCCGGGCUAUGUCCCAGAAACAGUUCCAGAAGAAACUGGACCUGAAGCUGAUUCAACAUCUUCACACAAUGGCCCUGGGACAGAGCAUUUAAGCAAUAACUUUUUUUCACUGGAAGGAAAACCAGUGGAAGCCAACAGGGCAUUACCAACCAAGUCAAGACGUUUUAUUUUAUAUCCUCGAUCUUACUCUGUUGAAGGGAGAGAGAUACCUGUCUCUGUUAACAGAGAAAGUGAUGGCUGUGUACUGGAUGAUGGUAGAAUAAAAAGGACAGAAGACAACUUGUCUUUGCCUUGUGUUAAUGGUUCCUCAGGUAGUUUUUCCCAGAGAAAUCAUCUUUCAUCAUGUGGCUUGUCAACCCCAUCCUCAGUUGUUGAUAUACCACCUCCUUUUGAACUUGCCUACAUCACCAAAAAGCCAAUCACUAAAAGUUCCCCCUCCCUUUUGAUAGAGAAUGACUCACCUGAUAAGUAUUCCAAGAAAAAGAAAUCUUCCUUUAAGAGGUUCCUCACUCUAAAAUUCAAGAAGAAAACUGAAAGUAAAGUCCACAUAGAUGUUAAUGUUUCCUCUUCAAGGUCCUCAUCUGAGUCUAGCUAUCAUGGGCCUCCAAGGCUGGUGGACCUGGACAGAAGGAGCCUCAGUAGCUCACCUCAACUAAAAUCACAUGUGGGGAAGCUCCGUGCAGCUGAGUCUCCCUCAGCUAUUCUUUUCUAUAAGGAUGGUAAAAGAAAAGGAACACCCAAGUCCUUCAGCAGGAGCGUGUCAAGGGUAGAGUCCUUCGAAGACCGGUCCAGACCUCCUUUCAUGCCACUCCCAUUAACAAAACCUAGGUCCAUUUCUUUUCCCAAUGCUGACACAUCUGACUAUGAGAACAUUCCUGCUAUGAGCUCUGACUAUGAAAACAUACAAAUUCCUCCUAGAAGAUCCACCAGAGCAGGAACAUUUACUGAGUUUUUUGAAGAUCCCAGCAGGGCAUUAUCUGCUGCUAAUGAGAAUGAUGGCUAUGUGGACAUGAGCAGCUUCACUGGCUUUGAGAACAAGCAGCAAACCACAGACCAGGAAACAGAAAGUGCCUACACGGAGCCCUACAAGGUGUGCCCGGUCUCUGUGAUACCAACGGAGGUCAUCACAUCAGAUGAGGAACAGAAGAAUUCAGAAGAAGACAAGAGCAGCCUGGACGAUCCCAGCCUCAUCAACAAGAAAGAAGGCCAGUCCAGAGCCUACCUCAUUGCUCAGGAGCUGAUGUGUUCAGAAAAAGUAUAUGUGGAAAUGCUCCAGCUUUUACGUGUGAACUUCUAUGAAAGUAUCUUGAAAAUGCUUGGAGAAGAAGAUGAAAGUGAAGUUCAACUCAAGCAAGGCUUAAGUGAACUCCCUGAAAUUCACGAACUACACCAAGACAUCCUGGGAGAACUGGAAGAAAGAGUUCUUAAAUGGGAAGAACACCAGAAAGUUGCAGAUGUUUUCCUCUCCAGUAAAUCAAGGCUGAAUCACCACACAGCAUACAUUAAGCAGUUUGAUAAGAAUUUGGCUUUGCUAGAUGAAACCUGCCUUAAAUAUUCAAAACUGGCUACCAUAAUUCAGGAGUUUGAGCAGAGCUCUGGUGGCAGCCCUCAGAGUGUGAAACAUCAGCUUUUGAAAGUGGUGCAGCGUGUCUUCCAGUACCGAGUGCUGCUCACAGAUUACUUGAAUAAUCUUUGCCCUGAUUCUGCUGAGUAUGAAGCUACACAAGCUGCCUUAUUCAUUGUUUCUGAAAUCACAGACCAAGCCAAUGACAGCAUGCUCCAAGCGGAAAACUUGCAGAAGCUGGUACACAUUCAGCACAGUGUGAGAGGGCAGAGUGGCCUCCUCCAGCCAGGAAGGAUCUUCGUUAAAGAAGGAACACUGAUGAAAGUCUCAGGCAAAAAUAGGCACCCUCGGCAUUUGUUCUUGAUGAAUGAUGUUCUGCUGUACACAUAUCCUCAGAAGGAUGGCAAGUACCGACUGAAAAACACCUUGGCUGUGUCAGGCAUGAAGGUCAGCUGCCCAGUGACAGAAAAAGCCCAAAACAUCCUGAAGAUUGAAUAUGAUGAAUACUGCCUGACCCUGUCAGCAAGCUCUUGCUCAGAAAGGGAUGACUGGUACAACUGCAUCAGCAGACACAUCCCAGAGGAUGACAAAGCUCACAACACUUCAACUUUCCACAGCAGCGUGGAGCUAAGGGAAAGGCUUGGAAUACCACUGGGUGAGAGGCCUCCUACUUUGGUACCUGUGUCUCACGUCAUGAUGUGCAUGAACUGUGGCUGUGACUUUACCCUGACUCUGAGGCGACAUCACUGCCAUGCCUGUGGGAAGAUUGUAUGUCGAAACUGUUCAAGAAACAAGUAUCCUAUGAAGUACCUCAAAGAUCAAGCAGCUAAAGUCUGUGAUAGCUGCUAUGUGGAAUUUAAGAAAAGAGAGCGGCCACUAAGUAUGAGCUUCCCUCCAACUUCACUCACUUCAUCCAGGUGUUCAAGCAGUGCCUUCUCCUCUGUCUUCCACAAUAUUCAUUAUUCAUCCUUCAAGAAACAGAAGAAGAUCCCUUCUGCUCUUAUGGAGGUGGCAGCUUCAGGAGAGGGAGCUACAAUCAGUGGUUACCUCAGCAGAUGUAAGAGAGGCAAAAGACACUGGAAGAAACGGUGGUUUGUUAUCAAAGGCAAGGUUCUCUACACGUACAUAGCAAACGAGGACAAAGUUGCCACAGAAAGUUUGCCUUUGUUGGGUUUCACAAUUGCCCCAGAAAAUGAGGAAGGAAGUACAGAUUCAGUUUUCCAUCUCUACCACAAGCAGACUCUCUUUUAUAGCUUCAGAGCAGAGGACAACGAUUCAGCACAGAGGUGGAUUGAAGCCAUGGAGGAAGCGUCCAUAUUAUAGCAGCUGUUAAUCAAUGGACUUGGAAUAAAUUCUCAAGGCUUCAUUACAUUUCUCUCUUACAAAACUGAACAGUGUAUUUCAGGCAAAGUGGCUAUGUACACUGGAUAUGAACUCUUACAAGAUUGUUGGUUUUUUUUUUGCUUCUUCUGUCAUCCAAAUUUUUAUAAAUGGAAUCUUUAAAGUAGAGAAUAUUUAUGGUGGUCUUGAUGUCUGUGUAAAUUCAACCUCUCCUCCUCCAGUCCCACAGCAGACUAAGUCUAACAUCAAGACAACAAAGUACAUGGAAAUACUGGCUACAAUAAGUAACAGGCUCAGUUUUACUUACUCUAGAUUACUAUGAUAUUUCACUGGGUUGGUUGUGAUGUCUACUAUGAAAUGAGAAACAAUGUCAUAAACAACAAAUGCUCAUUUAAAGCACUUUAUUGUUUUUAUUGAACUACAGCUUCCUUUUUUCAUGUUUCCAAGGAGUUCUGGGGCCUGAUUUAUUACUCAUCCAUUAACAUGUGACAACAUGAAAUUAUGCCCUGCAUAAGCUAAAUUGCUUCCACAGAAAAUGAACAAACAACACAUUCAAUUUACUAUCAACACUUAAUUGGCUAUGAUCCAGGAUAAUUACUAUCAAUUUAUAAUUUUACAUAGACUGCUGUAAAAUUUAUAUUAAAGGGUUUUAUUUUAUACUAUUGCAGUACUUAGAAAUGCACUCCAGCGGCUCUACAAAUCCAGAUGUUGAAUUGUAUCACUUUUACCUAAAUACUACAGGCUCAAACCCAAAGGUGACUUUUAAUUUAUUAUAAACCUACAGUUUAACACUAGUCUAUCUAGUAGUGUUAUAAGUUUUAUCAUCUAUUUAAAAAGUCUGUUUUAAAAGUUCCUGCUGUUCCUGCUGUUCUCGUUAGGAAAAAUAUAACCAGCACACCAUUUGAAAUAUGCUGGUGGGCUGAAAUGCACUUGACUGAACCUGUUCUCCUGGAGUGCUUUGGAACUCCUGUGACUAAAAUGUAUUGAACAUCAGACUUCUGUUGUGCACUACAUCUCCAGGGCUGGAUUCUCAGCAGCCAAGUGCCUGUAUUACUUCAAAGAGAUGCUCUGCUGCUCUAUACCAGCUGAGAAUGUAGAUCUCUGGAGUUUGGGGGUUUUAUUUUCCUGUUGGUUUUACUUUUUUUUGUUUGUCUGUUCAUGUUUAUUAUGGUUUUAGUGUUUUGGUUUGUUUUUAUAAAGAAGGUUGCUAAGUGGUGUUCUAAUAAUUGCAAUAAAAUGGUUUGUGUCAUAUGUUUCUCAUAACUUUUGACUAAGGAAUAGAAUGGCAUUUACGAUUAAAAUAUAUCUUUGUAUAAAAAUACCAUGUUCAGGAAUUUACUUACAUUGAACUACAUUGCAGGGGGAUUUUUAUGACUUUCAUUGUUUUAAUUUUCUUCAAGAAGCUUAACAGAUAUCUGAACCUUUGACACCACCAAACUGUUUAGAAUUGCCCAUUUUUUUAAGGUCUAUAGUGUGUAUCAGAUGAUAAAGGUAGUUCAAUUUAUACUGGGAAAAAAAAGCCUUAAAAAAAUAUCCACAGCUACCACUAAAAAAAUAAAGUUGUUUUGAGGAUUUUUUUUAUACAGUUAAGUCUUAUAGUUUCAUAGAUAACCAUAUGCAAACAGAAACAAAGUAUGAAGAAAGUUAAACUUCUGUAUGCUAUAUGUAACAGAUGAACACCAAUGUUAACUACUUGUUUCAUGUCAGAACCACGGCCUUCCUACCAAUACACUGUAACUAUUUAUCCCCUCUUAAAAACAUUUUGCAGACAAAAAAAUAAAGAGAAUGUUGAAUAGAGAGUAAGUAAGAUCUCUAACCAAGGUCCCAAACAAAACAGAACUCCACUAUACUACGCUACUACACUGCACUACAGAACAGUAUUAUGAGGAUUUAGGUGCUGACAUGUAGUGACUGUUGUAUGGAAUUUUCAGUUAUAAUCCAGAAAUGAAUACAUAAAAAUAUUUUGUUGUAAAAGAUAAGAUACAGUGCUAUUAAACAUUGUCUUAAGUAAUGUGGAAAAAUAAAAAAAG